This is a messenger RNA of Nymphalis io (European peacock), 10854 nucleotides long. Its product is annotated as mucin-19-like. The coding region runs from base 1 to 10854 and encodes 3617 amino acids. The record is from RefSeq and is a predicted model, not a curated record. Lineage: Eukaryota; Metazoa; Arthropoda; Insecta; Lepidoptera; Nymphalidae. The transcript has 8 exons.
AUGCUGCUGCUCAGCAUUGUGCCUUGGGGAGGUGAAUGGACACCUGACGAGUGUGCUGCAUUCUUUGCGAAUCCAAACACGAGUGAAGAUGACAAUUGUAUACAGAUGACUACAGAUAACGUCGAGGCAAUAAACGAUUUAGUUGACAAAAUAUCGUCUUUUAUAAAUGAGAUAAGUACAAAGUACGAAGAUAUCGAUCUGCGAUUGGUUGAAAUUACCGUUGACAAGCAUUCAUUGGUUGAAAAUAAGAAGAACACUACAGUACAUGUAACCAUAAAUGACUGUUUAGAUGGUCUUAAAAGUAGCGAACACAGCAGACCACAUGGAGAUCGGGAAUAUAAAACUGAUAAUGAUUUUAAUGCUAAUAAACAUGAAAUAAUAUAUAACAAAGCUAUACCCACAGAACUUGAUGAAGAAAAUAAAAAUGUAUAUAAAUCAAAUGAUGCAAAAGAUGGUGAAAAUAUUGAAAAUGAUAAUGAAAGAGACGUAUUAAGCAAUGAGUUUAGUUCAGAAGAUUUAGCGGCAGUGAAUAUUGAUGAUGACUUUACAGACAGUGAAGGUACUGAAAUAGAUUAUAAAAUUAAUAAUAUAUACAAUACGCCUGAUGAUUAUCCGAAACAAAACAGACACAUUGCAAAUGUUAAUAACGAUCAUGAACUUAUCAUUAAUAAUAAUGAAUCAAUAAAUAAAGAACAAGAUUUUGACAGCAAACACUUUCAAAAUAAAGAUUCAGUACAAAAUAACACAGAAAUAAUUCGUUUCGUUAAUUUCAAUGAUAUCAACGAAACAGAUAAUGAAUUAAAUAGCAAAAUGCCAUGCCAAGAAAUAUUGCUCUUGAAUGAUGAAGAUGAAUUCGUUUUCAAAGAAAUAGAAAAGAUACAUGAUGAUAAUGAAUACAAGUUCUUCGCGGACAGGAAGUUGGACAAGUUUGGUAAACAAAUCAUAACACUGACACUCGAGCCUGUGGAAGACGAAGAACCUGCAUUAAUUAGUGGGACGAAUCAAAAAAAAUAUAAUUGGAAGAAUAUUGCUAGCUCUUCGAAUGAAGCAGAGAGUUCCAGCAGUAACCGUAACGAAUUUUCCGGCCAAGUUAAUAACGGAAACGAUAACGCGUACUGGAAAUCGGUGUCUGACUCGGAGCAAGCGUCGUCUAGUUCAAGCAAAAACUAUAAAUACGACUCAGAAUACGAGAAUAAUAGAUAUCUAUAUGCACCAAGGGAAUUUGUGAACCCUCAAAAUGAACCAUUCGAAAGCGAAUAUCAACCACUCGUCAUUCCAAGCAAGCCGCCAGUUAGUUCAUCUACAAGAAAUUGGGGACAACACGUUAAUAAUCCGAUUGACUACACAGGCCCACAAAAUGGUUCUCCUAGUACAACCAGCUCAAGCUAUAGCCAAUCGUCAGCAGGAAGCAGUGCUAGCAGCACCAGCAACGCACAGACUAACUCAAACAACUGGGCACAGAGUGAAAGUGGAUCUGCUGGGUCGAGUGUCACAGGGUCAGAGCAAGGAUCACAAAACGGCUCCGCUGGUUCUAGCAGUUCAACCUCCAGCCAAUCGUCUGCUGAUAGCAGUGCAUACAGCACAAGCGGAAGCUAUGGAGCACCAACUGAAACUUCGAAACCCAACAAUCCACAGGGAGGAUCACCAAAAGUACCACAACAACCCAACACCCCUGUAGGAGGAUCACCAAAUGGACCACAAAAACCCAAUAACCCUCAAGACGGAUCAUCAAGCAAACCCGACAGUGGUUCGUCAAACAAACCACAGCAAGGAUCACAAAACGGCUCCCCUGGUUCUAGCAGUACAACCGACAGCCAAUCGUCUGCUGAUAGCAGUGCAUACAGCACAAGCGGAAGCUAUGGAGCACCAACUGGAACUUCGAAACCCAACAAUCCACAGGGAGGAUCACCAAAAGUACCACAACAACCCAACACCCCUGUAGGAGGAUCACCAAAUGGACCACAAAAACCCAAUAACCCUCAAGACGGAUCAUCAAGCAAACCCGACAGUGGUUCGUCAAACAAACCACAGCAAGGAUCACAAAACGGCUCCCCUGGUUAUAGCAGUACAACCUACAGCCAAUCGUCUGCUGAUAGCAGUGCAGACAGCACAAGCGGAAGCUAUGGAGCACCAACUGGAACUCCAAAUCCCAACAAUCCACAAGAAGGAUCACCAAAAGGACCACAAAAACCCAAUACCCCUGUAGGAGGAUCACCAAAUGGACCACAAAAACCCAAUAACCCACAAGACGGUUCAACAAGCCAACCCGACAGUGGUUCGUCAAACAAACCACAGCAAGGAUCACAAAACGGCUCCCCUGGUUCCAGCAGUACAACCUACAGCCAAUCGUCUGCUGAUAGCAGUGCAGACAGCACAAGCGGAAGCUAUGGAGCACCAACUGGAACACCAAAUCCCAACAAUCCACAAGAAGGAUCACCAAAAGGACCACAACAACCCAACACCCCUGUGGGAGGAUCACCAAAUGGACAACAAAAACCCAAUAACCCACUAGACGGAUCACCAAGCAAACCCGACAGUGGUACGUCAAACAAACCACAGCAAGGAUCACAAAAUGGCUCCUCUGGUUAUAGCAGUACAACCUACAGCCAAUCGUCUGCUGAUAGCAGUGCAGACAGCACAAGCGGAAGCUAUGGAGCACCAACUGGAACACCAAAUCCCAACAAUCCACAAGAAGGAUCACCAAAAGGACCACAACAACCCAACACCCCUGUGGGAGGAUCACCAAAUGGACCACAAAAACCCAAUAACCCUCAAGACGGAUCAUCAAGCAAACCCGACAGUGGUUCGUCAAACAAACCACAGCAAGGAUCACAAAACGGCUCCCCUGGUUAUAGCAGUACAACCUACAGCCAAUCGUCUGCUGAUAGCAGUGCAUACAGCACAAGCGGAAGCUAUGGAGCACCAACUGGAACUCAAAAACCCAACAAUCCACAAGUAGUAUCACCAAAAGGACCACAACAACCCAACAGCCCUGUAGGAGGAUCACCAAAUGGACCACAAAAACCCAAUAACCCACAAGACGGAUCACCAAGCAAACCCGACAGUGGUUCGUCAAACAAACCACAGCAAGGAUCACAAAACGGCUCCCCUGGUUCUAGCAGUACAACCUACAGCCAAUCGUCUGCUGAAAGCAGUGCAGACAGCACAAGCGGUAGCUAUGGAGCACCAACUGGAACACCAAAUCCCAACAAUCCACAAGAAGGAUCACCAAAAGGACCACAAAAACCCAAUAACCCACAAGACGGAUCACCAAGCAAACCCGACAGUGGUUCGUCAAACAAACCACAGCAAGGAUCACAAAACGGCUCCCCUGGUUCUAGCAGUACAACCUACAGCCAAUCGUCUGCUGAUAGCAGUGCAUACAGCACAAGCGGAAGCUAUGGAGCACCAACUGGAACUUCGAAACCCAACAAUCCACAGGGAGGAUCACCAAAAGUACCACAACAACCCAACACCCCUGUAGGAGGAUCACCAAAUGGACCACAAAAACCCAAUAACCCUCAAGACGGAUCAUCAAGCAAACCCGACAGUGGUUCGUCAAACAAACCACAGCAAGGAUCACAAAACGGCUCCCCUGGUUAUAGCAGUACAACCUACAGCCAAUCAUCUGCUGAUAGCAGUGCAGACAGCACAAGCGGAAGCUAUGGAGCACCAACUGAAACACCAAAUCCCAACAAUCCACAAGAAGGAUCACCAAAAGGACCACAACAACCCAACACCCCUGUGGGAGGAUCACCAAAUGGACAACAAAAACCCAAUAACCCACUAGACGGAUCACCAAGCAAACCCGACAGUGGUUCGUCAAACAAACCACAGCAAGGAUCACAAAACGGCUCCCCUGGUUAUAGCAGUACAACCUACAGCCAAUCGUCUGCUGAUAGCAGUGCAGACAGCACAAGCGGAAGCUAUGGAGCACCAACUGGAACUCCAAAUCCCAACAAUCCACAAGAAGGAUCACCAAAAGGACCACAAAAACCCAAUACCCCUGUAGGAGGAUCACCAAAUGGACCACAAAAACCCAAUAACCCACAAGACGGUUCAACAAGCAAACCCGACAGUGGUUCGUCAAACAAACCACAGCAAGGAUCACAAAACGGCUCCCCUGGUUCCAGCAGUACAACCUACAGCCAAUCGUCUGCUGAUAGCAGUGCAGACAGCACAAGCGGAAGCUAUGGAGCACCAACUGGAACACCAAAUCCCAACAAUCCACAAGAAGGAUCACCAAAAGGACCACAACAACCCAACACCCCUGUGGGAGGAUCACCAAAUGGACAACAAAAACCCAAUAACCCACUAGACGGAUCACCAAGCAAACCCGACAGUGGUACGUCAAACAAACCACAGCAAGGAUCACAAAAUGGCUCCUCUGGUUAUAGCAGUACAACCUACAGCCAAUCGUCUGCUGAUAGCAGUGCAGACAGCACAAGCGGAAGCUAUGGAGCACCAACUGGAACACCAAAUCCCAACAAUCCACAAGAAGGAUCACCAAAAGGACCACAACAACCCAACACCCCUGUGGGAGGAUCACCAAAUGGACCACAAAAACCCAAUAACCCUCAAGACGGAUCAUCAAGCAAACCCGACAGUGGUUCGUCAAACAAACCACAGCAAGGAUCACAAAACGGCUCCCCUGGUUAUAGCAGUACAACCUACAGCCAAUCGUCUGCUGAUAGCAGUGCAUACAGCACAAGCGGAAGCUAUGGAGCACCAACUGGAACUCAAAAACCCAACAAUCCACAAGUAGUAUCACCAAAAGGACCACAACAACCCAACAGCCCUGUAGGAGGAUCACCAAAUGGACCACAAAAACCCAAUAACCCACAAGACGGAUCACCAAGCAAACCCGACAGUGGUUCGUCAAACAAACCACAGCAAGGAUCACAAAACGGCUCCCCUGGUUCUAGCAGUACAACCUACAGCCAAUCGUCUGCUGAAAGCAGUGCAGACAGCACAAGCGGUAGCUAUGGAGCACCAACUGGAACACCAAAUCCCAACAAUCCACAAGAAGGAUCACCAAAAGGACCACAAAAACCCAAUAACCCACAAGACGGAUCACCAAGCAAACCCGACAGUGGUUCGUCAAACAAACCACAGCAAGGAUCACAAAACGGCUCCCCUGGUUCUAGCAGUACAACCUACAGCCAAUCGUCUGCUGAUAGCAGUGCAUACAGCACAAGCGGAAGCUAUGGAGCACCAACUGGAACUUCGAAACCCAACAAUCCACAGGGAGGAUCACCAAAAGUACCACAACAACCCAACACCCCUGUAGGAGGAUCACCAAAUGGACCACAAAAACCCAAUAACCCUCAAGACGGAUCAUCAAGCAAACCCGACAGUGGUCCGUCAAACAAACCACAGCAAGGAUCACAAAACGGCUCCCCUGGUUAUAGCAGUACAACCUACAGCCAAUCGUCUGCUGAUAGCAGUGCAGACAGCACAAGCGGAAGCUAUGGAGCACCAACUGGAACUCCAAAUCCCAACAAUCCACAAGAAGGAUCACCAAAAGGACCACAAAAACCCAAUACCCCUGUAGGAGGAUCACCAAAUGGACCACAAAAACCCAAUAACCCACAAGACGGUUCAACAAGCAAACCCGACAGUGGUUCGUCAAACAAACCACAGCAAGGAUCACAAAACGGCUCCCCUGGUUCCAGCAGUACAACCUACAGCCAAUCGUCUGCUGAUAGCAGUGCAGACAGCACAAGCGGAAGCUAUGGAACACCAACUGGAAGACCAAAUCCCAACAAUCCACAAGAAGGAUCACCAAAAGGACCACAACAACCCAACACCCCUGUGGGAGGAUCACCAAAUGGACAACAAAAACCCAAUAACCCACUAGACGGAUCACCAAGCAAACCCGACAGUGGUACGUCAAACAAACCACAGCAAGGAUCACAAAAUGGCUCCCCUGGUUAUAGCAGUACAACCUACAGCCAAUCGUCUGCUGAUAGCAGUGCAGACAGCACAAGCGGAAGCUAUGGAGCACCAACUGGAACACCAAAUCCCAACAAUCCACAAGAAGGAUCACCAAAAGGACCACAACAACCCAACACCCCUGUGGGAGGAUCACCAAAUGGACCACAAAAACCCAAUAACCCUCAAGACGGAUCAUCAAGCAAACCCGACAGUGGUUCGUCAAACAAACCACAGCAAGGAUCACAAAACGGCUCCCCUGGUUAUAGCAGUACAACCUACAGCCAAUCGUCUGCUGAUAGCAGUGCAUACAGCACAAGCGGAAGCUAUGGAGCACCAACUGGAACUCAAAAACCCAACAAUCCACAAGUAGUAUCACCAAAAGGACCACAACAACCCAACAGCCCUGUAGGAGGAUCACCAAAUGGACCACAAAAACCCAAUAACCCACAAGACGGAUCACCAAGCAAACCCGACAGUGGUUCGUCAAACAAACCACAGCAAGGAUCACAAAACGGCUCCCCUGGUUCUAGCAGUACAACCUACAGCCAAUCGUCUGCUGAAAGCAGUGCAGACAGCACAAGCGGUAGCUAUGGAGCACCAACUGGAACACCAAAUCCCAACAAUCCACAAGAAGGAUCACCAAAAGGACCACAAAAACCCAAUAACCCACAAGACGGAUCACCAAGCAAACCCGACAGUGGUUCGUCAAACAAACCACAGCAAGGAUCACAAAACGGCUCCCCUGGUUCCAGCAGUACAACCUACAGCCAAUCGUCUGCUGAUAGCAGUGCAGACAGCACAAGCGGAAGCUAUGGAGCACCAACUGGAACACCAAAUCCCAACAAUCCACAAGAAGGAUCACCAAAAGGACCACAACAACCCAACACCCCUGUGGGAGGAUCACCAAAUGGACAACAAAAACCCAAUAACCCACUAGACGGAUCACCAAGCAAACCCGACAGUGGUUCGUCAAACAAACCACAGCAAGGAUCACAAAACGGCUCCCCUGGUUAUAGCAGUACAACCUACAGCCAAUCGUCUGCUGAUAGCAGUGCAGACAGCACAAGCGGAAGCUAUGGAGCACCAACUGGAACACCAAAUCCCAACAAUCCACAAGAAGGAUCACCAAAAGGACCACAACAACCCAACAUCCCUGUGGGAGGAUCACCAAAUGGACAACAAAAACCCAAUAACCCACAAGACGGAUCACCAAGCAAACCCGACAGUGGUUCGUCAAACAAACCACAGCAAGGAUCACAAAACGGCUCCCCUGGUUCUAGCAGUACAACCUACAGCCAAUCGUCUGCUGAUAGCAGUGCAUACAGCACAAGCGGAAGCUAUGGAGCACCAGCUGGAACUUCGAAACCCAACAAUCCACAGGGAGGAUCACCAAAAGUACCACAACAACCCAACACCCCUGUAGGAGGAUCACCAAAUGGAUCACAAAAACCCAAUAACCCUCAAGACGGAUCAUCAAGCAAACCCGACAGUGGUUCGUCAAACAAACCACAGCAAGGAUCACAAAACGGCUCCCCUGGUUAUAGCAGUACAACCUACAGCCAAUCAUCUGCUGAUAGCAGUGCAGACAGCACAAGCGGAAGCUAUGGAGCACCAACUGAAACACCAAAUCCCAACAAUCCACAAGAAGGAUCACCAAAAGGACCACAACAACCCAACACCCCUGUGGGAGGAUCACCAAAUGGACAACAAAAACCCAAUAACCCACAAGACGGAUCACCAAGCAAACCCGACAGUAGUUCGUCAAACAAACCACAGCAAGGAUCACAAAACGGCUCCCCUGGUUAUAGCAGUACAACCUACAGCCAAUCGUCUGCUGAUAGCAGUGCAUACAGCACAAGCGGAAGCUAUGGAGCACCAACUGGAACUUCAAAACCCAACAAUCCACAGGAAGGAUCACCAAAAGUACCACAACAACCCAACACCCCUGUAGGAGGAUCACCAAAUGGACCACAAAAACCCAAUAACCCUCAAAACGGAUCAUCAAGCAAACCCGACAGUGGUUCGUCAAACAAACCACAGCAAGGAUCACAAAAAGGCUCCCCUGGUUCCAGCAGUACAACCUACAGCCAAUCGUCUGCUGAUAGCAGUGCAGACAGCACAAGCGGAAGCUAUGGAGCACCAACUGAAACACCAAAUCCCAACAAUCCACAAGAAGGAUCACCAAAAGGACCACAACAACCCAACACCCCUGUGGGAGGAUCACCAAAAGGACCACAACAACCCAACACCCCUGUGGGAGGAUCACCAAAUGGACAACAAAAACCCAAUAACCCACAAGACGGAUCACCAAGCAAACCCGACAGUGGUUCGUCAAACAAACCACAGCAAGGAUCACAAAACGGCUCCCCUGGUUCUAGCAGUACAACCUACAGCCAAUCGUCUGCUGAUAGCAGUGCAGACAGCACAAGCGGAAGCUAUGGAGCACCAACUGGAACACCAAAUCCCAACAAUCCACAAGAAGGAUCACCAAACGGACCACAACAACCCAACACCCCUGUGGGAGGAUCACCAAAUGGACAACAAAAACCCAAUAACCCACAAGACGGAUCACCAAGCAAACCCGACAGUGGUUCGUCAAACAAACCACAGCAAGGAUCACAAAACGGCUCCCCUGGUUAUAGCAGUACAACCUACAGCCAAUCGUCUGCUGAUAGCAGUGCAGACAGCACAAGCGGAAGCUAUGGAGCACCAACUGGAACACCAAAUCCCAAUAAUCCACAAGAAGGAUCACCAAAAGGACCACAACAACCCAACACCCCUGUGGGAGGAUCACCAAAAGGACCACAACAACCCAACACCCCUGUGGGAGGAUCACCAAAUGGACAACAAAAACCCAAUAACCCACAAGACGGAUCACCAAGCAAACCUGACAGUGGUUCGUCAAACAAACCACAGCAAGGAUCACAAAACGGCUCCCCUGGUUCUAGCAGUACAACCUACAGCCAAUCGUCUGCUGAUAGCAGUGCAGACAGCACAAGCGGAAGCUAUGGAGAACCAACUGGAACUCAAAACCCCAACAAUCCACAGGAAGGAUCACCAGAAGUACCACAACAACCCAACACCCCUGUAGGAGGAUCACCAAAUGGACCACAAAAACCCAAUAACCCUCAAAACGGAUCAUCAAGCAAACCCGACAGUGGUUCGUCAAACAAACCACAGCAAGGAUCACAAAACGGCUCCCCUGGUUCCAGCAGUACAACCUACAGCCAAUCGUCUGCUGAUAGCAGUGCAGACAGCACAAGCGGAACCUAUGGAGCACCAACUGAAACACCAAAUCCCAACAAUCCACAAGAAGGAUCACCAAAAGGACCACAACAACCCAACACCCCUGUGGGAGGAUCACCAAAAGGACCACAACAACCCAACACCCCUGUGGGAGAAUCACCAAAUGGACAACAAAAACCCAAUAACCCACAAGACGGAUCACCAAGCAAACCCGACAGUGGUUCGUCAAACAAACCACAGCAAGGAUCGCAAAACGGCUCCCCUGGUUCUAGCAGUACAACCUAUAGCCAAUCGUCUGCUGAUAGCAGUGCAGACAGCACAAGCGGAAGCUAUGGAGAACCAACUGGAACUUCGAAACCCAACAAUCCACAGGGAGGAUCACCAAAAGUACCACAACAACCCAACACCCCUGUAGGAGGAUCACCAAAUGGACCACAAAAACCCAAUAACCCACAAGACGGAUCAACAAGCGAACCCGACAGUGGUUCGUCAAACAAACCACAGCAAGGAUCACAAAACGGCUCCCCUGGUCCUAGCAGUACAACCUACAGCCAAUCGUCUGCUGAUAGCAGUGCAGACAGCACAAGCGGAAGCUAUGGAGCACCAACUGGAACACCAAAUCCCAACAAUCCACAAGAAGGAUCACCAAAAGGACCACAACAACCCAACACCCCUGUGGGAGGAUCACCAAAUGGACAACAAAAACCCAAUAACCCACAAGACGGAUCACCAAGCAAACCCGACAGUGGUUCGUCAAACAAACCACAGCAAGGUUCACAAAACGGCUCCUCUGGUUAUAGCAGUACAACCUACAGCCAAUCGUCUGCUGAUAGCAGUGCAGACAGCACAAGCGGAAGCUAUGGAGCACCAACUGGAACACCAAAUCCCAACAAUCCACAAGAAGGAUCACCAAAAGGACCACAACAACCCAACAACCUUGUAGGAGGAUCACCAAAUGGACCACAAAAACCCAAUAACCCACAAGACGGAUCAUCAAGCAAACCCGACAGUGGUUCGGCAAACAAACCACAGCAAGGAUCACAAAACGGCUCCCCUGGUUCUAGCAGUACAACCUACAGCCAAUCGUCUGGUGAUAGCAGUGCAGACAGCACAAGCGGAAGCUAUGGAGCACCAACUGGAACACCAAGUCCCAACAAUCCACAAGAAGGAUCACCAAAAAGACCACAACAACCAAACACCCCUGUAGGAGGAUCACCAAAUGGACCACAAAAACCCAAUAACCCACUAGACGGAUCAUCAAGCAAACCUGACAGUGGUUCGUCAAACAAACCACAGCAAGGAUCACAAAACGGCUCCCCUGGUUCUAGCAGUACAACCUACAGCCAAUCGUCUGCUGAUAGCAGUGCAGACAGCACAAGCGGAAGCUAUGGAACACCAACUGGAAGACCAAAUCCCAACAAUCCACAAGAAGGAUCAUCAAAAAGACCACAACAACCCAACACCCCUGUAGGAGGAUCACCAAAUGGACCACAAAAACCAAAUGACAAGCAAGUUGGACCUAUCGGAACUCCAAAAAAUUGUGGCAGUGGACCACUUAAACCAGGAUUCUAUCCUAACUCACCAGCGAAAACCCGUAUCUGCGUGUGCUUCAAUAGCAUCUUGGAUAUGCCUAAAGAACUCAGGGAGCAAUUCAGAUACUACUACAAUUAA